This is a messenger RNA of Blepharisma stoltei, 426 nucleotides long. Lineage: Eukaryota; Ciliophora; Heterotrichea; Heterotrichida; Blepharismidae. The record is from the annotation of a GenBank genome assembly.
AUGUCUCUGAGCAUAAAAGAAGAUCUUCAACAGUACGGAAUCACAGGAUUAAAUCUUGUCAAAGGUGCUGGAGUAUUUAUAGCUCUUAACGCUUCUUAUACUCUUUUGCUCUUUGGUGCUUGCUACUAUUUCAGAUCAGCUGCAGCCAUAUCAAGGAUUCUUCGCACCAAUAAAAUCAGUGAACUAAUGAAAGCAAAAAACUAUGAUGGAAAUUGGUGAAAGCAAAGCGUGUUUGGAAAGCUAGCAAACCAAGAGAGAGGUCAAAAGCUGGGGAUUGCUUUUGGAGAAAUGGUAGGCACUCAUAUGCUACUUGAACCUGCAAUGCUCCCUGUAAGACUAUUGAUGACAGUAGGGAUUGUUAGCUAUUGGAAUAGAUGCUCUAGAAAAGCAAUUUCAGAAGCAGGAAGAAGGCCUAGAAAGGUUUAA